Molecule: messenger RNA, 7784 nt
Organism: Oryzias melastigma (Indian medaka)
Lineage: Eukaryota; Metazoa; Chordata; Actinopteri; Beloniformes; Adrianichthyidae
Product: zinc finger protein 609
Exons: 8
Coding region: 827-4957 (1376 amino acids)
Biological process (GO): regulation of transcription by RNA polymerase II
Cellular component (GO): nucleus
Source: RefSeq, a predicted model, not a curated record
AUCUUUUUUUUUUCAACAGCAUUUUUUUAUUUACAACAAUGAAGAAAUUUUCAAAAAUGUAAUUAAAACCUUAAUUAUACUUGUAUAUGGCCCAUAUAAUACGGAAAAUGCAACAAAAACAUGUUAAAACCCCCAUUUUCACUAGAGUCGGUAUUUUUCUGCAGGCUGCCCAGUUCUCAGUCCGCUCCCUGCGGAUGAUCCAGUUCCGGGUCUUCCUCCCGGGCGCCGUGGCGUGUGACAGUUCAAUCCGAGGGGAAGUCCCCCGUCCUGGGUUUCCUAACCUCUCCCGCGGCUGCCUGUCUACAUUGUAUCAGUUCCCACACGAACAACCAGCGCGGUGCUCGUCUUUUAACGGUAAAUACGAAGGAAUUAACCUGGAUGGGAAGCUAUUCACUGUGGGAUUAAGUGCAGAAAGGAGUCGGGAGACAAACGGAAAUGUGUCGGCCCUGAGAUCGCGGCGGUAAAAAUGCUGUUUUCGCCGCGGACGGUGUCUCGAAGUGUGAUGGCAGAAGUCCAGUGAAUCGCUGGCCUCCCCUCCUCUCUUGUGUUGGAUGUCUUGGGGGUGCGCUGCCGUUGGUUUCUAGUGCUACACGUAUUUUAAGAGGUUUUGUUGCGUUUCUUUGAUUUCCCCCCUCUUGAUGGAGCGGACACCGCCAUGGACAGACCACGGUUUGGAAUAGGAGCGUUCAGUUAAGUCGGGCAAAAUGUGGUUAAAUGGGACAGGAACGAGUGGACCGUGAAAAUUCUUUAACCCUUGCCCUUGAGUCCCAACCAUCUGAGAGGGUGUCGGACCUCACUGAGGCAAUCCUGGGCCGUUGGCACUAAAAUGUCCCUAAGUGGUGGCACUGCAGGCGGGAAAGGUGUGGACUCUAAUGCGGUGGACACUUACGACAGCGGGGAUGAGUGGGAUAUCGGUGUUGGAAAUCUGAUUAUUGACCUUGACGCUGACUUAGAAAAGGAUAAACUUGAGAUGUCUGGCACCAAGGACGGCAUGGCAGCACCACCUAGUGCAGUGGCAGCACUGCCCGACAACAUACGUUUUGUUAGUCCAGUGUCUGGCUCCCAAGGCAAAGAGAGCAAAUCAAAAUACAAGCGCAGCAAGAACUCUAAAGACAAUAGCAGCAAAGCGUCGGCUGGAGAUGUCGGCAAAAAGGAAGCUACAGGACGGACUCAAGGGGAGCCAACGGGCGCGGCAGCAACUACAGGAGCUGCUAGCAACAAUUCCACCUCUGGAAAGAACAUGGAAAAAGGGGGCAAAGCCUCUAGAGGUGUUCUCAGCGGUAAAAAAGACAAAGAGAGUGCAAGUGGGAAAAGUAAGAAAGACAAAACUGAUGGCACCCCGGUUGUGGCAAUUGGGGUCACGGAAAAGGAUGUGUCUCAGGCCCAAGUCGCUUUGGGAAAUAGCCGUAAUUCAUCCUUUGAGAACACACAAUCAACGGACUUGGCCGAUGCCAAUCAAAUGGGAAAUAUUGCACUUGAAUCUGUUGGGAUAGUACCAGCAUUGACCACAAAAACCGAGGCGGAGGACGUGGAAAAUGGGAGUAAUGAAUGCAAAGCAUUGAAGAAGGUCAAGAACGAGAAGAUGGAAUCUCCUGUCUCCACGCCAGCUCCUCCUCCCCUCCACCUCCUGUCCACAGUAGGCAGCAGUGAAAUUGCCUCACCCUGUGAGCAGAUAAUGGUGCGCACACGCUCAGUAGCGGUGAACACAUCCGACGUGGCCCUGGCGACCGAACCCGAGUGCUUAGGGCCAUGUGAGCCCGGUACAAGUGUCAAUCUUGAAGGCAUCGUAUGGCAAGAAACUGAAGAUGGCAUGCUCGUGGUAAAUGUUACUUGGAGGAACAAGACCUAUGUAGGCACCUUGUUGGACUGUACACGGCAUGACUGGGCUCCCCCCAGAUUUUGUGAAUCACCAACAAGUGAUCUGGAAAUGAGAAACGGUCGCGGACGGGGUAAGCGAAUGAGGCCGAACAGCAACACCCCAAUGAAUGACAACAGCAACUCAUCAGACAACAAGGGUACCACCACCAACAAAACACGGGCCGCCUCUAACAGCAAAGGCAGAAGGGGCAGCCAGACGCCAUCAGAGCGCCGCACCCCACCCAACAGCAACACAGAGGACAUUAAGGCCAGUCCCUCUUCAGCUGGAAAACGUAAGACAAAACCUGCCUCAGAUAUGGAGCCAAAUUCCAGCUCGGAGGACAGCAAAGGCAACAAACGAAUGCGGACAAAUUCCAACAGUGGACCUACAGGAAUCCCUAUCCCUUCAGUAAAGACUGAACCACUUCCUCCUCCCCUUGAUCGUAGCUGUCCUUCACCAGUACUUAUUGAUUGUCCACACCCUAACUGCAACAAGAAGUACAAGCACAUCAAUGGUCUCAAGUACCACCAAGCUCGCGCUCACAAUGAUGACGACAUAAAGUUGGAUUUAGAUGGAGAAUGUGAAUAUGGAGAAGAUUCAACUCUCCAUCCUGAGCCAGGAAACUGCAAUGGAGCAUCUAUCUCCCAAAAGGGUUCCUUAUCUCCAGCACGUUCAGUUACUCCAAAAGGCAGGACCUUUGAGGCACAAAGUCCUUCUCCAUCUCCUGGAAAGUUUGGUUCAAAGCAGACCAAAAAGAAAACCAGUGAGACGGACCUAGAUACUGGUGGGACACCAAUGGAUGGCUGUGAGGAUGGACCAUGCCUUACCGAUGAGGCCAGUAAUGAUGGCAUUGAUGAUAAGAGAGGAUCGGAUAAGUCGAGAAAGGCUGGCACAAAAACUGAUAAAAUGGCCCAGAAAAACUUGAAGUCCCCACGCCCCCUUGGUCCUGGCCCUACAGCCUCACAGCAGAUGUAUUCUUUUCCUCCUGGAAACUCAAACUCAUCCUCGGGACUAACCCCGAUGAUGCAAGGAAUUCCCAAAAGUCCACAAAUGAAAGGUGGACAACCUAAACCCCCAACCACUGGAGAUCUUGCUUCAAGUAGCUCCAAAGACAAGAAGAAGAAAGACAAAAAGAAAAAAGAUGGUGGAAAGGAUGCUGAUAGCCCAAUGCCUCCAGGAAAGGGAGGAAAGCUAGAGGAGGGGAAGUUGCCUUAUUCAGAACCGUGUGAUCAAGGGAAUAAGGGAGAUGGCCUUCUCAAUGGUUCCUCGGAUCCUCAUCAGAGUCGCUUGGCUAGUAUCAAAGCUGAGGCUGACAAGAUUUACAGCUUUUCUGACAACGCACCAAGUCCAUCCAUCGGGGUUGCCAGUCGGAUAGAUGGUAGCGGAAUGCCACAGCCUCUCACUCCACUUCAUGUAGUGAACCAAAAUGGUGCUGACAACUCUUCAGUUAAAACCAACAGCCCAGCUUAUUCAGACAUUUCAGAUGCUGGAGAGGAUGGCGAAGGGAAAGUAGAAGGUGUCAAAGUUCGAACAGAAGACCAAGCCAUUAGGGAAAGUGUCAAAAAAGCUCUCUUUCCAAACCAGACACCCAACAAAGAUUCCCCAUACUAUGCAGGCUAUGAGGCAUACUACUCACCCAACUAUGUCAACCCCAGUCCAGGUGGGCCACAUCCCGGUGCACCAGUCGCUGAAGGUCAAGCUAAGAUCAAAAGGGAUGAUGAACAGGACCAAGGUGAAGAAAAGGUAAAAAUUGAAGUUCAAGAAGAUCGCAAGCCUGACAGUGGUGCUCCAGGGCAGCAGCAACAGCAACCCUCAGUCAUUCAGCAGAGAUCAAACAUGUAUAUGCAGCCUCUUUACUACAACCAGUAUGCUUAUGUAUCUCCUUACGCAUACACUCCUGAUCAGGCUUACCACAACCACUUAAUGAACACCAACCCAGCCUAUCGGCAACAGUACGAAGAGCGGCAACGGCAAAUGGCUGAACAGCAUCGAGUAGAUAAGAAGUCAGAAGCAGCCAUGAAAGAAAGAGAAGCCUCCAUGAAAGAGGAAUGGAAACAAAAGAGCCCCAUGCCUCCAUGCCUCUCCAAAGCCUCAAGUCAGUCGGACCUCGGCAAGAUGCAGCAACCCCAGGGAAAAUCCAGGGAAUCACCCUCCGAACCCUCAAAAUCAAUUGGAAGCAUAAAAGCUGAAGACUCGAAGUCUCAGCAAGCUGAGGGACUGAAGAUUAAAUUAACUGAGGGAGGUCACCAUGGAAAGGAAGACUCAAUACAAGCACUGGAGUCUAGGGGUCAGGCAGGGAUGGAGCAGGCCAUGUGGUACAGACAGUACUCUGACAGCCAGAAGUCUCAAGCAGAAGAAGAACACCAGCAACAACAACCUAGAAGAAAAGACGAACGGGAACGCAAAUUAAAAGAUGAACGGUCUAGGCCGAAGGACAGUCAAAGUGGACCCAAGGAGGAUGGCAAAGAGGCUAGUGAUCCCAGAAUAAUUUCUGAAGACCAUCGAGCCAUGAGCAAAGACUCUCGCACUAACCCCCACUUGCAGUUUGCAUCGUCACUAGCACAGCACCAAGGCUACAUGCCCUACAUGCACGGUUACCCCUAUGGACAAGGCUAUGACCCUAACCAUCCUGGAUACAGAGGCAUGCCGUCAGUCAUGAUGCAGAAUUACCCAGCGUCCUAUCUUCCUGGAGGGUACCCAUUUUCUCCAUAUGGGAACAAAAUAGCUGGAGGCGAGGAAGGCAGUGAGAAAUCCCGUGCUAGUCCCACGGUCACAAAAACAGCAACGGACUCCAAAGCCCUGGACAUCCUUCAUCAGCACGCCAGCCAGUACAAGAGCAAGUCCCCCACGGUGGGCGACAAGACUCCCCAUGACAGGGAAAGGGAGCAGGAGCGAGGAGCUGUAGGAGACAGGGAUCGGGAACGGGAGCGUGAGAGGGACAGAGAAAGAGAUGUGGACCGACCGCGCUCCUCUCCUUCCCAACGUGUCAUGGCCUCUCACCACCACCUGGGAUACCCCCUGCUCUCAGGGCAAUAUGACCUGUCCUACGCCACAGGGAAACCCGACCGUCACACCUCAACCCUGCAAAGAUUCAUGUGACUGGCUCACAUGAGGACAGGAUUACCUGCUUGUUACCUUUAGACAUCAGUUGAAUGGUGUUUCUGUAGUUAUUUUUUUUUGUUCCUCUGCCCCACGGCGAGGCAGAGAAUUGUUUGGGUUUUUUUCCCCCCACUUUUAUUUUCUUUCAUAAAAAAAAAUAAUAAUAAUUCUCCAUAUGUGGACUGAAAACUGGACUGACAAACCCAGGUUCAAAGCCAUCGCUCUGCUCGUCACGCAGAGGAAACACCGACCCGCUGAUUAUCUAGUCUUUGCACUGUCAACAAAUACAAUGCAAAAACAGACUAUUGGACUGCCAGAACAGUUUUUGUUGUUGUAUUUUUUUUUCCUGAUUGCAUUGUUUUUUGUCACGCAGAAAGAAAUUGGCUGGGGAUUUGGGGGGAAGAGGAGUCACACAAACCUGAAGACUGGCUCAUUCUAUGUCGUGAAACAACAAUAUAUCCUUAACUUGAGAAAUGUUUAGCUGUAUUUCAUGGGGAGAGGGAAUAUGGCAACAGCUGCUUUCUUCAGAGACUUUAGAGCCUGAGACUGAAGUUUUUAUUUGUUUUUAAUCUUCCAUCAUCAUCCCUUCUUCUUUGAACCCUCCCUCACAUCUUAAUUCAGGGGUUGACAUCCUCAUGUUUUGAGAGGGGGCAGCGCACACUUCAAAGGAGGAAUACACACUAUUCAUUGUUUUCUUUUUGCUUUUUUCAUCAGCAGAUUUCUGUCAUACUAUGGUGUUCACCUUUGAAUGUUUCUGAUGCUGGUUCAGCUCCACUGUUUCCUUCUCCGAGUGAAAGGGUCGCGUCCGUCUCCACAUUGAACACGGUGAAGCCACAUCAGCAAGCGCUGAGCCCGUCACUGUGCCGCCGCGGGGGCUUCCACUCCUGAUUGGGCUUCUUUGGCUUGUUUCCUAUAAACAAUGUGAAAUUGGGCUCGUGUAUCUUCCUGCUGUAAUAUAUAUCUUAUCUUAAUGUGCACAAAUGUUUAUAUUUAUCCAAGCAUGCAACUGUUUUGAGAAAGUGUCGGCCUUCACAGCAUUCUCCAGUAUGUGCUCAGAUCAUUGCUGUUGCUGCAGAGUCCCUGGAUGUCUUGUGUGCUCUUAAUUUGACACAUGGCUCACCUCAGUUACUUUGGUUUCCCCUAAUUUGCUUCCGCCUAAGCUUCGUUUGCAUCUGCAUUGUGUACGCUGCGCCUCCCGCGUCCAGACGGGCUCCACACCUCUGGUUAAGCGUCUGAGCUGCAGAGUCAAAAGUCAGCAGUUUGCCAAGCUAACAUCGGCUGGCUGGAUUUCUGCCGGUGCUCGACUUGCUUUUGUGGCUUCACCAUUACACCCCAGACAACUGUUAGCAUGCUCUUCUUUUCUAAUGAGCUCUGAAGCAUUCUGAAAGAGGACAGUUAAUCGUUUCCAAGAGAUCGUUUUUGUGGUAAGGCGCAGUAAGGUGCAUGCGGCGACCCAGCUGUUCCUGCUGGGCCAUAAAUGUGACCCAGUCAGCCUCUGACAGCUGAAAGUCGGUGAAAGUGUUUCUGGAAACGACGUGAACAAGCUAAACGGAGCGAAGUGGGCUGUCUGAAGCAGGAAGGAUCUAACGAGCUAACGGCGUCUGGAUCCCACAAACAGGCGGCCCUGCUUUCUCUUAAGUCACAGUCUGGUUAACUUCAGAUCCACACAUAAAACAGCCUCCAUCAGCUGCCCUUUGAUUCCAAGGCUGAAAUUCUGUCCGUACGCAGUUGCACUGAUUCCCUAUUGAAAGCUAAUCGUCUCUGCUCUGAGGUGCUGUUCUUCAUCAAACAUUUAACCCCCCGCCGUGCAGUUGUGGGUCAGGACCAGUCUUAACGCCUCACAAUAACAAGAAAAAGAAUGGACCCUUCCACUUUCUUUUUUUUUAUGGUUUCUCACCCCAAAUAUUCUCAUCUUUGUUAGCUUUUAUUUGAAGCCCUGUCGACGUCGCGUCUGACGCCCCGUGAGGUUAGCCGGGGCGUCCAGCCGUGACCGGGAAACCGCAGCUUUUCAUUCUGAGGUUUCCGGGACAUUCCAAGUGAGCAAAGCUGCCCGUUUCUCACCCCAUGAAAAGUCUAUGAGAGGGUUUAUAUUUUGCGUGCAUCUUAAAGACGAAUGGCUGACGAGAAUAAGCUGAAUGUGGUGUAUGACUUGUACUUAAUUUGUAAGGGUAAUCUAGGCAGCUGUGAUGUUGUCAUUAAAGUCAGUGGGUUUUAGUACCAGCAGACUGCAUACAGUACAUAUAGUUUUAUCAGACAAUGGUUGUGACAAGUGCAUUUGUUCUCUCUCUGAGAGUAGUAAUGUUAUCUCAGUAGUAAGCAAAGCCCAGUGAAAGUCAUUUAUUCUAAAGUGUAUGAAAAAGCCAGAAAAGUUAACGUUUGCUAUCAACAUAUUGGAAAGUGCUUGGCUCUUGUAUUUUGCAGGACUGUCUUUGUUUCAUGGUGAAGAGUAUAUUUAUUGGCCAGCAGUUGUCUCAAUUUGGUGCCUAGUCCAACAUUCUUCUGUGAAAACACAGAGACACUUGCUCGUUUGUCCUUUUCCCCGACCACCUCCUGACCCCGCCGCCACACGCCCAUCCUCCACUCCCUCCCCCCCAACCACACCCCCCUCUGAAGUACCAGUCCUGGUGCUCGCAAGGAUGUUUACAAAUGUCUUCAUUUUCUUUCUGUGUGAGAAGUUCAGAACUCUUCGGCCCCGCCCCCUUCACCCGUGUCCCUUCAGGAGUUUGUGUAAAGUGUACAUUACCAUGGUUCUUUUUUUAUACAAUACUCUGUAACUUGCCUUUGUAAAUUUGGGCUGGAAAAAAAAAUAAAUCUUUUUAUGAGACAA